This is a messenger RNA of Glossina fuscipes, 688 nucleotides long. It is a transcript of the gene ATPsynC, whose product is annotated as ATP synthase lipid-binding protein, mitochondrial. NCBI's taxonomy places the organism in Eukaryota, Metazoa, Arthropoda, Insecta, Diptera, Glossinidae. Bases 173 to 589 code for a protein of 138 amino acids. The record is from RefSeq and is a predicted model, not a curated record. Gene Ontology annotation, molecular function: proton transmembrane transporter activity. The transcript has 4 exons. Gene Ontology annotation, biological process: proton motive force-driven ATP synthesis; proton transmembrane transport.
CCACGAAAACCGAAGACGAGACAUAGCUAAAGACACGACAUUUAGAAAUUGUCAGUUGGAAUCAAGUUCAGCGGCUUUCAGCAACUCCACAUCGUUAAUUGGGAAAAAAGCUUGGUGCGCUAGCUUCGGUUUAUUACUGGUCCUAAAUUAAUAGCAAAUAAAAUUAACAAAAAUGUUUGUAUCAACAGUGUCACGUAUUGCCCCCGUAGCUAGGAAUGCUUUGCUGAACGGUACUAAGCAAUACUUGCGACCAUUGAGCAGCGCAGUUAUCAGCCAAAGCCAGACUUUGGCCGCGCAGAACACAACCCCAGUUGCAUUACUGCCACAAAUAAGGUCAUUCCAGACCUCUCAAGUCACACGUGACAUUGAUUCAGCUGCCAAAUUCAUUGGUGCUGGUGCUGCAACAGUCGGUGUAGCUGGUUCCGGUGCCGGUAUCGGAACAGUAUUUGGUUCCCUUAUCAUUGGUUACGCUAGAAAUCCAUCGUUGAAACAGCAAUUGUUCUCCUAUGCUAUUUUGGGUUUCGCCCUUUCUGAAGCUAUGGGUCUGUUCUGUCUUAUGAUGGCCUUCUUGCUGCUCUUCGCUUUCUAAGGUGUUUAUAUGUCGUAGGGCAAACCUUAAAUCUUAAAAUACAACUAUAAUUAACAUCAAUUAUAACAACAACAACAACAACGUCAGCAACAACAACAA